Messenger RNA from Boleophthalmus pectinirostris (great blue-spotted mudskipper), 1401 nucleotides. RefSeq lists its product as uncharacterized. The coding region runs from base 136 to 1401 and encodes 421 amino acids. Lineage: Eukaryota; Metazoa; Chordata; Actinopteri; Gobiiformes; Gobiidae. The transcript has 7 exons. The record is from RefSeq and is a predicted model, not a curated record.
CUCAGAUCAUCCUUAAGACACAAGACACUGGACUAGCAGGGGGAGCACGUUGAGGAAUACUUGUUUAUAAUCACAUUUGGUUUCAAGUUUGUAAGUGGACAAGACUGCAAAAGACAGACAGACUCAUAAUUCACCAUGAUUAUCAAGUUGCUUCUCCUGGUGUUACUACCAGUAGUAUUGAACGCCCAAUCUGGGAAAGGAGGUAAACCAGGAGAACCUACACCUACUCCAGGUCCGCUGUAUCUAAGGUGUGCUGCAUUCCCCAAGACGACAACUGGAGCUCCUCCAACUACAACUACAGCUCCUCCAACAACUACUACAACUACUCCAACAACUACAACUACUCCAACAACUACAACUACGCCAACAACUACUCCAACAACUACAACUACUCCAACAACUACAACUACUCCAACAACUACAACUACUCCAACAACUACAACUACUCCAACAACUACAACUACUCCAACAACUACAACUACUCCAACAACUACAACUACUCCAACAACUACAACUACUCCAACAACGACAACUACUCCAACAACGACAACUACUCCAACAACGACAACUACAACAACAACUACAACUACUACAACAACAACUACAACUACUCCAACAACUACAACUACUACAACAACUACAACUACUACAACAACAACUACAACUACAACUACAACAACUACAACUACUCCAACAACUACAACUACUCCAACAACUACAACUACUCCAACAACUACAACUACUCCAACAACUACAACUACUCCAACAACGACAACUAAUCCAACAACUACAACUACGCCAACAACUACGCCAACAACUACAACUACUCCAACAACUACAACUAAUCCAACAACUACAACUACGCCAACAACUAUACAACUACAACUCCUCCAACAACUACCACGACUUCUCCGACAACUACAACUACACUCCUCCAACAACUACCACAACUUCGCCGGCAAGUACAACUACAGCUCCUUCAACAACUACCACAACUCCUCCGCCAAAUACAACUACAGCUCCUCCAACAACUACCCCAACUCCUCUGCUAACUACAACUACUCCAACAACUACAACUACAGCUCCUCCAACAACUACCAUGACUCCUCCACCAACUACAACUACAGCUGUUCCAACUACCACAACUCCUCUGUCAACUACAACUACAACUACAGCUUCUCCAACUACCUCAAAUACAGUUCCUCCAACGACCACAACCUCACGUCCUCCAACUACCAUAACUACACCUCCUACUACCACAAUUACAGCUCCUCCAACUACCACAACUACAGCUGCUCCAACUACCACAACAACUCCUAUCCCAACAACUACUAUAACUACAACAACUACAGCUGCCACAACUACGAAAAUUACACCAACUACAAAAACAACUACAACUAA